UAAAAUUAUUGCCAAAAAUAAUCCAAUUAUUGCUGGACUGGGAAAGAAAACAAAUCUCUAUUUAGUAUUUAUCUAGAAUUUAAAAUUAAAACGUAUACGUAAAUGAAAAGUUUUAAAAGAGCUGGUUAACACGCAAAAUAUUUGAAUAGUUUAUAAAAUAAUUACGUUUUACUAAAAUGCUGAAAGUAUUACGAACACCGAACGCCUUAAUAAACUUACAAUCGAAAGUUAAAUUUCCAGAAAAGUUCAAAGGUACGAUAAUAGAAAAAUGGGCAAAUUAUUGGAAAAAUCUGUUCAUUGAUUACCGACAAAUGCUGCAAGAUUUGCGGAGCGAUAUGCAAGAAGAUCCAAAAAAGGCUUUGAAAUGGACUGCAGGCAUUGUGACAUUGGGCGCCCUGGCUAAAAAUAAUCCAAACGAAUUAGAUUUUAAAGAUAACAUGAAACGUAUCACGAAUGAGGUGAUACUCGUGAGUGAGGAAUGUAGGCACCCCAAGUCUGUUGAACAUUUGCAGUAUUUACAGCAGUGUUACAACGAAGGCGUAAUCAAGUACACAACUUUAGGAAUCGUAUCCUUCAUGUACACUUCCAGUUUGAAGGAUUCGUGUGACCUGUACAAAGCUCACUGUUCAUAUUUAAAACCAUCAUAUUUCAGUAUAUUCUCAAGAAUUGUGGAUGUCGGCUUUAUGGGCAAGUGGUGGAAUCUUCACAUAAAAACAACAAACUAUGAUGUUAAUGAAUGAACUGUUUAUCAAUAAUAAAAUAUUAAUUUUAGACUUUAUUAGAGAAAUAGAGUUCCUUAUUGUGUUAA
Molecule: messenger RNA, 808 nt
Organism: Bicyclus anynana (squinting bush brown)
Lineage: Eukaryota; Metazoa; Arthropoda; Insecta; Lepidoptera; Nymphalidae
Product: mitochondrial import inner membrane translocase subunit Tim29
Exons: 1
Coding region: 177-740 (187 amino acids)
Biological process (GO): protein insertion into mitochondrial inner membrane
Cellular component (GO): TIM22 mitochondrial import inner membrane insertion complex
Source: RefSeq, a predicted model, not a curated record